CAGCACGAGGGAAAAUGAACAAGAUGAAAAACUUCAAGAGGAGGUUUUCACUCUCGGUGCCACGGACAGAGACCAUCGAGGAGUCGCUGACGGAGUUCACAGAGCAGUUCAACCAGCUCAACAACCAGAGGAAUGAAGACCUGGCCCAAGGGCACCUGCAGCUGGGACAGCUGGGCAGGGAAUUCCGGGCCGACAGCAGCCCCCUGUCCCCUUCGGAGGUGGAAGGGCAGUCCCCGGUGGCCAUGAGGUACCGCAGCAACAACCAGCGACGCUUCUCCAUGGAGGACGUCAGCAAACGCCUCUCCCUGCCCAUGGACAUCCGCCUGCCCCCCGAGUUCCUGCAGAAGCUGCAGAUGGAGAGCCCGGAGUUCCCCAAGCCCCUCAGCAGGAUGUCCCGACGGGCUUCCCUGUCAGAUAUUGGGUUUGGGAAGCUGGAAACCUACGUUAAACUGGACAAACUGGGGGAGGGCACCUACGCCACCGUCUUCAAAGGACGCAGCAAACUGACAGAGAACCUGGUGGCCCUGAAGGAAAUCCGGCUGGAGCACGAGGAAGGGGCUCCUUGCACGGCCAUCCGGGAAGUGUCGCUGCUGAAGAACCUGAAACACGCCAACAUCGUGACCCUGCACGACAUCAUCCACACCGAGCGCUCCCUCACCCUCGUCUUCGAGUACCUGGACAACGACCUCAAGCAGUACCUGGAUAACUGUGGGAACCUGAUGAGUGUGCACAAUGUGAAGAUCUUCAUGUUCCAGCUGCUGCGGGGUCUGGCUUAUUGCCACGGGAGGAAGAUCCUGCACCGAGACCUCAAACCCCAGAACCUGCUCAUCAACGAGAGGGGGGAGCUCAAACUGGCUGAUUUCGGACUCGCCAGGGCCAAGUCAGUCCCUACGAAAACAUAUUCCAACGAGGUGGUCACGCUGUGGUACCGACCCCCUGACGUCCUGCUGGGAUCCACGGAAUAUUCCACCCCCAUCGACAUGUGGGGCGUCGGGUGCAUCCACUACGAGAUGGUGACGGGGCGGCCCAUGUUCCCCGGCUCCACGGUGAAGGAGGAGCUGCACCUGAUCUUCAGGCUGCUGGGUACCCCCACAGAAGAUACCUGGCCUGGGAUAACAUCCAACGAGGAGUUCAAGGCUUACAAUUUCACCCAGUACCGAGCCCAGCCCUUAAUAAAUCAUGCCCCCAGGCUGGACUCAGAAGGCAUUGACCUGCUGACAAACCUCCUUCUGUACAGAGCCAAGGGCCGGAUCUCAGCAGAGGCAGCCCUGCAGCACCCCUACUUCAAGAGUCUGGGAGACAGGGUGCACCUCCUGCCUGACAAUGCCUCCAUCUUCUCCCUGAAGGAGAUCCAGCUUCAGAAGGACCCUGGAUACCGAGGCUCAGCCUUCCAGCAGUCAGCCCGAGGGAAGAACAGGAGGCAGAGUAUAUUUUAAACCUGGAUCUCAUGUUCCCUUUGUCACCAUGGAGAUCGAAGCACUGAGAAAGGAGACGGCAACGAGCUCCCACCCGACCCCCCCUUCCCCGCAGGAUCCCCGCCUGGGGCAGGACAAUGCUGAAGUGCCCUCGGCCUCAGGGUGUCCCUGUCUGUCCCCAAAGCCCUGGAGCUGCCGUUGAUGGACCUGUGGCCUUGUUCCCCCCUCUUGUUGUCGUGUUGUCCUCGUCAGACAUGAGCUGUCCCCCCCCAGGGCAGGUGACCCAGUGGGGACCUGCAGGACCACAAACCCGUGCAAAUGCACCCUUGGGGGGUGAGCUGGGCACGGGGAGGUUCUGUGAAGCACAGAAGGGUUUGGUGGCUCCAAAGCUGUGGUGUUUGGCCCAGACAGGCGUUUCUGAACACGUACCUUUUGCUCAGACAACCUGCCCUGCACCCCCAGGUUCUUGGGGUGGGGGGGGGGACACUUGGCAGCCACGUCACGAGUCGUGGGGAUGACCCAGCCUGGCUCUGCGAGGCAGCCCCUGGAGCACAGAAGCCAGGGCAGCCCUCCCUUGUUGCCCUUGCUUCUGUCCUGCAGAGCCCCUUUUUUUUCCUCUCCCCAUCUUUGGGCCCUGAAUCCUGACCAGGGUGGGGCAGAGCUGGAAGGGGAG
This is a messenger RNA of Empidonax traillii (willow flycatcher), 2088 nucleotides long. RefSeq names its product cyclin dependent kinase 18 (gene CDK18). The transcript has 15 exons. Gene Ontology annotation, biological process: protein phosphorylation. Gene Ontology annotation, molecular function: ATP binding; protein kinase activity. Gene Ontology annotation, cellular component: nucleus; cytoplasm. The record is from RefSeq and is a predicted model, not a curated record. Bases 15 to 1436 code for a protein of 473 amino acids. NCBI's taxonomy places the organism in Eukaryota, Metazoa, Chordata, Aves, Passeriformes, Tyrannidae.